This is a messenger RNA of Moneuplotes crassus, 736 nucleotides long. The record is from the annotation of a GenBank genome assembly. Lineage: Eukaryota; Ciliophora; Spirotrichea; Euplotida; Euplotidae.
UAUUGAGAAUUACUUUACAUAAAAAUGACUGAUACUUCAGGGGAAGGAAUUGGUUGGAUCCAAUGGUUCUGAAAUAUUAAAGAUCAUCACUUCUUGGUGGAGAUUGAAGAGGAUUACAUUAGAGAUAGCUUCAAUCUCUAUGGGCUAAGAAGUAAAAUCACAAAUUACGCAGAAGCGUUAAAAAUGAUAUUGAGUGAGGAGUCCCCUGAAAGCGAAGAUUUUGAAGACAAAAAUUUUGUUGAUUUAUAUGAGCAAGCUAUUGACCUUUAUGGAUUAAUUCAUGCUAGAUAUAUUCUUUCUCCACAAGGAAUGCAGCAGAUGUGAGAGAAAUAUGCGCAAGGCCACUUCGGAUCAUGACCCCGCUUGAUGUGAAAAUAAAUACAGAGUACUUCCAAUAGGAGUGUCAGAUCAAAUAAAUCAGUCACGAGUGAAAAUUUAUUGUCCGAAGUGUGAAGAAAUUUAUCAGUGAAAUAAACCAUUGAAUAUUGAUGGAGCUUAUUUUGGCUCAGGGUUUCCAUUCGCACUUUUACAGGAAUUCCCAGAACUUAGACCAGGCGAAGAGCCUGAGGCAUUUACUCCAAAAUUGUUCGGGUUUAAGAUCUUUGGUCUUCGAGGUAGCAAAUAUAGGUCAGUAAUGUCUAGUAAGAAGUUCCAAGAAGACGAAGAUGGAGGGAUGAAAACACAGGAGGAGAUUGAAAGAAUCUUAACAGAGAAACGGACAGAUGCUUAUGAUUAA